GACCGACCAUUGUCCUCAAACUUUCAAGCCUCAGGCCUCAACGUUCAACGCCGAUGCAUUCAAGUUAGAGCAUGCUGUUGUUGCAGGUUUUGAACUCAGUCAACUGUACACCAGUUCUUUAGAUUUACAUAAUCGCAAGAUUCGCAACUUGAACGUUUCAACUUGAAGUUGUUCAUUCGAACUUAAAAUGGCCGCAACAUAUCCCAUCGCUGUUCCCUCUUUGGCAGACAUGUUCCCUGAACUCCCCCAUAUCCCCGUUGUAACACACUGUAAAAUUGAUGCAAGCAAAGCUGCUGGAGAUCCCAUUGAUGAGGAUGCUGCACACAGCGCAGAGCAGACGGUGCAUGUACUGCAAGCCCUCAGGCGUGCCGUUCCGGAGCUCACCGAUGCUCAUAUAGAAGGUGCAAAAAACCGCGCACAUGUGCUGCGUGCAAUUCAUGCAACUGGAGCAGUUGUGGCGGGCGACAUUACAGCUGCCUUGGAUGACAUCCGAAGAAACAUGGACGACAUGCAAAGGAAUGUAGCUGAUAAUCGUACAACCUUGGAACAGAUUCAAGCAAUCGUGCAACGGAACCAGGCCAUGCUCGCCAAUAUUCGACUGGCAAAUCAAAACAACCUGGUACCUCGUGAUCGAGACAACUAUGCUCCACUUCAGAAAACUACAAGUGGACAUGGUCAUAAUCUUGCAGUACAAGCGUCCCGGCAAGAGCAUCUUAACCAGAUCCCCCCCAUUGCCACCAUCCAGGUCGCUGAAGUAGGAACUUGCCCCCCUUCUGGAAUCCUGUCAUCAAUGGGUAUACAAUGAGAAACAUCUUCCAGUUGAUCAUCUUCUAUAACGAUAUUUCGACAUUCAACAGGCAGAUAAUGUGGAGGUCAGGAAGUACAAAUUUCGUCGCUGGUUGUGUUCUUAAGUGGUCCUGUUUCAUUUUGCAUGUGACUUUCAUUGUAGCUCGCUGCCUCACGUCAUGCGUUGGAUUGUUAUCGUUGUCAUUGUUGG
Molecule: messenger RNA, 997 nt
Organism: Suillus discolor
Lineage: Eukaryota; Fungi; Basidiomycota; Agaricomycetes; Boletales; Suillaceae
Exons: 5
Coding region: 188-805 (205 amino acids)
Source: RefSeq, a predicted model, not a curated record